UGCCCCUCGCUCAGGUAGACGGGACGUACCGCGGAAAGUCUUCUCUCCGGACCUGCACUCACCUUGCGUUGUCCAUCAUGGCGGUGAACGGCACAGCAGACAUCUUGAGCUCCGCCUACCUGGCGGUGGAGUACGUAGAUGCAGUGUUGCCAGAAAACCCCUUCCAGCCCUCCCUGAAACAUGCCUGGGGCUACAUGCUGGACAACUACACCAAGUUCCAGAUCGCCACCUGGGGGUCGCUCAUCGUCCAUGAGUUCAUCUAUUUCCUGUUCUGCCUGCCGGGUUUCCUCUUCCAGUUCAUGCCCUUCAUGCAGAAAUACAAGAUCCAACAGGACAAGCCGGAGACCUGGGAGAAACAGUGGAGAUGUUUCAAGAUGCUGCUGUUCAACCAUUUCUGUAUCCAGCUGCCUUUGAUCUGUGGGACUUACUACUUCACCGAGUACUUCAACAUCCCUUAUGACUGGGACUCCAUGCCACGCUGGCCGUACGUCGUGGCUCAGUGCUUCGGCUGUGCUGUUGUUGAAGAUACCUGGCACUACUUCCUGCACCGCCUGCUGCAUCACCGCAGGAUCUACAAAUACAUCCACAAAGUCCACCACGAGUUCACCGCUCCGUUCGGCAUGCAGGCAGAAUACGCUCAUCCUGCUGAGACUCUCAUCCUCGGUGCUGGUUUCUUCAUCGGCAUCAUGAUCUUCUGUAACCACGUGUUCUUCCUGUGGGCCUGGGUGUCCUUCCGCCUGCUGGAGACCAUUGAUGUCCACAGUGGCUACGACAUCCCUCUGAACCCGCUCCACCUGAUCCCGUUCUACGCCGGCACCCGUUUCCACGACUUCCACCACAUGAACUUUGUUGGGAACUACGCCUCCACCUUCACCUGGUGGGACAAACUGCUGGGGACGGACAACCAGUACAACAAGUACAUGCACAAACAGGAAGACAAGAAGGAGCAGUAAACCACUCGUGCCUCAACUGGUCCGUCAGCAGGAGGGUGGAAGAGGCAGUGAGUUGUACAGACUCACAGGGAGCACACCAACAGUGUCCUCUCGGUACACCUAAUGAAACACACCCACACACUAAAGGUGUACUUUAAACGAAUCAGGACUACUGUGGUUUGAUUCUGAAUUGGACUACAUGUUGACUUCGGUCCGUCUUCUGUGCCUUUCUGCAAAAAGAAGUAUUGUUGUCUGCUUCUAUCAACAGCUGUCGGCUGAAUAAAAACCAUCAACAUCCUCAUUUUUGAUUUGCUGCUUUGCUCACUGAAUGAAAAAAAAGUUGUACUAUACGACUCUCUUGUGAAAUGCUUCCGUAUACCUCUGAAUGUCUGAGCACUUUAGCGCUUCCCCCUUGAGUUAAACUGAGUCACAGUGACAUUUGUGUUACAGCUGCAGUCGGUGGGAACCGUAGAAACUCAGUGCCGAACAAGUUGUUUGAAGGUGUUGCACGCCCAUGUAGAUUUUUUUAAGGGAAGGGAUUGGCUCAUAAGGCACUUAUAAGUUGUUUAAGCCUAUUUUGUUUAAGACUGUAAGAAUAAAUACAUUUUGAUUUUACAAAAAAACACUU
Morone saxatilis (striped sea-bass) is the source of this 1560-nucleotide messenger RNA. It is a transcript of the gene msmo1, whose product is annotated as methylsterol monooxygenase 1. Gene Ontology annotation, biological process: sterol biosynthetic process. Bases 78 to 953 code for a protein of 291 amino acids. Gene Ontology annotation, molecular function: C-4 methylsterol oxidase activity; iron ion binding. The transcript has 6 exons. The record is from RefSeq and is a predicted model, not a curated record. NCBI's taxonomy places the organism in Eukaryota, Metazoa, Chordata, Actinopteri, Moronidae.